Messenger RNA from Gilbertella persicaria, 426 nucleotides. RefSeq lists its product as uncharacterized. Lineage: Eukaryota; Fungi; Mucoromycota; Mucoromycetes; Mucorales; Choanephoraceae. The record is from RefSeq and is a predicted model, not a curated record. Bases 1 to 426 code for a protein of 141 amino acids. The transcript is spliced from 4 exons.
AUGACAUUAGGCUUUGAAGAAGACCACUAUGAAAAACCAAAGCUUUUGUCAGAUCACAAAAUUCGUCAAGGGGAUGUGGUGACUUUGGAUCAAUUUGAUAUUCACUAUGUUAAAAAACAUGAUCAUGGCUUUAGAGGGAUUGUAAAGCAAGCCAAAAGAUUUGAAAUUCAAGUUAUGCUUUAUAGCAAAGUUGACUAUAUUCCAAGUGAUUUGACUCACUUGUGUAGUGUAAUGCUAGAAAAUCUUGCCAAGUUAUUUCUUGAUGAAAAAUUCUCUAGCCUUUCUACAUUGGCAUCUACAUUCAAAAACAUAGAAUAUCUUGACGAUCGUUUGAAUGAAUACCAAAGAAAUGCAGUACAAUUCGCUCUCGUAUCACCAGAGAUUGCUUUGAUCCACGACUCACCAGAAGCAAGUCAAGUGAUAUGA